Acipenser ruthenus (sterlet) is the source of this 1932-nucleotide messenger RNA. RefSeq names its product phospholipase B-like 1. Gene Ontology annotation, cellular component: extracellular region. The transcript has 11 exons. The record is from RefSeq and is a predicted model, not a curated record. Gene Ontology annotation, molecular function: glycerophospholipase activity. The coding region runs from base 139 to 1797 and encodes 552 amino acids. Gene Ontology annotation, biological process: phospholipid catabolic process. Lineage: Eukaryota; Metazoa; Chordata; Actinopteri; Acipenseriformes; Acipenseridae.
GGCGUGGCCUGUCAGAAAAGUUCUACAAGAAAAAGUCGCUCCAGUUUCAGUUCACAAUAAUUCUCUAGAUUUUACAGAGCGGUGACUGCUAAGAUAAAAUACAUUAAAAAAAACCUCUGAAUUAUUUUUUUUAAAGAAAUGUGUUUAUUUUUUCUAUACUUACUAUGCGGGACAGUAUCCCUACUCCCUAUAGAAGCGACACCGCGCAAGGAAAACCAGAUCGGUGACAAAGGUGUCGCCAUGGCGACGGUGUACUGGGAGCGCUCGGAGAAGGCGGUGGUUUUGAGAGAAGGCGUCAUGUUGAAAGACGGAGACGCGUACGGUUUUUAUAACGACUCUCUGUACCAGAGCGGCUGGGGGGUGCUGGAGCUGAGAGCGGGGUACGGAGCGACGAGGGACCCCGAUACCGUCAUGUACCUCGCGGGGUACCUGGAGGGAUAUCUCACAGCACGGCAGAUGGGGGAUCAUUACAGGAACAUGUACCCCCAGCUCAUAACGGACCCCACUGUCGCCUCAAAAGUCAAAGACUUUCUCCAGAAGCAGUUCUCCUGGGCUCGUGACGAGGUGCACAGGAUGGGAGGGGGGGAUCCUCUUUGGCGUCACGUUGGGUACGUCCUGUCCCAGCUCGACGGGCUGCAUGCAGGGGCGCUGGAGUGGGCAAAGAGGAGCCGGACUGAGCCCCUGUCUCUGUUUGCAGUUCACUUUUUGAAUGGUCUUGGUGAUUUGCUGGAUCUCAUUCCCAUGCUGUUUCCUGGCAACCACACUGACUGGCACUCCCUCAGCUGGGCCAAACAGAACCAGGACCGGACCAACAUGGGGCACUGCUCCGCACUCAUCAAGGUGUUGCCCGGGUUCGAGAACGUCUUCAUCUCCCACUCCAGCUGGUUCAGCUACGCGGCCACCAUGAGAAUCUUCAAGCACUGGGACUUCAAACUGGAGGACCAGCAAACAGCCACGGGCCGGCAAUCCUUCAGCAGCUACCCGGGCUUCCUCAUGUCUCUGGAUGAUUUCUACCUGCUGGGCAGCGGUCUGGUGAUGGUUCAGACCACCAAUGGGAUCUACGACCGCUCCCUCUUCAAACUGGUCACGCCCCAGUCUCUGCUGGCCUGGCAGCGGGUGCGAGUGUCCAACAUGAUGGCUCGCGACGGGAAGGAGUGGGCUAGCAUCUUCUCCAACUAUAAUUCAGGUACUUACAAUAACCAGUACAUGGUGGUGGAUUUGAACAAGAUUCACCUCCAGGAGGACAUUGAGGAAGGAGCACUCUUCAUUAUAGAACAGAUCCCAGGACUGGUGGAGUUCUCUGACCAGACCAGCGUCUUGAGGAGGGGGUACUGGCCCUCCUAUAACAUCCCGUUUCACAAGCAGAUCUACGCUCGGAGCGGAUACCCGGCGAUGCGGGAGCACUUCGGGACGGAAUACUCCUACGACCUCUGUCCUCGAGCCAAGAUCUUCCGCCGGGAUCAGGGUUCCGUGCGGGACCUGGCCUCCCUGCGGCGCAUCAUGAGAUACAACGAGUACCAGACAGACCCAUAUUCGGAGGGGGAUGCUUGUAAAACAAUCUGCUGCAGAGGAGACUUGAAGAAGGACCAGCCCGUUCCUGGUGGAUGCUACGACACCAAGGUGACGGAUUUCAAGUUGGCCCAGAAGUUCAUCUCUGAGGCGGUGAACGGUCCGACGGUCCAGGGCGGUCUGCCUGCGUUCAGCUGGAGAGAAUUCAGCCAGACGAGACACGCGGGGCUCCCAGAGUCCUACAACUUCACCUUCCUCACCAUGCAGCCUGUGCUGUUCGAACCCUAGACCAGCCCUGCCAGGGAGAGGCAUCCCACUGCUCAGAGCGGCUUCAGACCAGGAGCUUCAAAUCCCAGCUCAGCCACCGACUCGCUGUGUGUGUGUGUGUGUGUGUGUGAGAGAGAGAGAGAGAGAGAGAGAGAG